AUGAAUUACAACACUACCGACUAUUCUUCUUUGGCUCCUCCCACCCCACCACCAUUGAAUGACAUGAAAUCAUCACAAUCACCUCGUCUAAAUACCAGCACCAUUGGCAUGCAUUUCUUGGGCAAAUCCUCCUUACGUCCAUCACCAUCAACGCCAUCAUUUAUGCGACGUGCACAGAGCCCAUCGCAGCAGCAAUACCAUCGACGAAGGCGAUUAUCGGUAUCAUCAGCAUCAAGCGAAUCAUCUACGCAAUCCAGCACAGCGUCAGCUUUGUUUUCACAUAUUGAUCCUGCCAGUAAUUUGACUGUGAGCACGAUUCAUGAAUGUGCUUCUGUUAUUUCAUGCAGCUCCUCCACAUCCAUUCUGGAUUCCGAAUGUUGUUGGCCAUCUACUUCUACUACCAAAGCAGCAGCAACAGCAACAUCACCAGCAUCAGCAUCAUCAUCUUCAUCAUUGCCAUUAUCACCCUCAUCAGCAUCAUUAUCAACAUCAUCAUCACCCGCACCACCUUCCUCUUUAAUGACGGCAGCCGACAUUCUUGCCGAGCUGCAAAACAACCCCAAUGAAACACGAUCCAUUUUGGAGCAUGCAUUGCAAGCUACGACUUUUCCAAAGCAGCAUCGUUGCGAGUUUUAUCAGGCCGUUUCCCAUUGGUCACAAACCACACACAAUGUAUGCGCCACUGUAUGGAUGGCACGAUGUUUAUUAGAUGGAUGGGGUGUUGCUGCCAAUCCUAUUCAAGGCCUAUCUAUGCUCGAAACCUUGGCGACGCGAUGCGAGACGCAAGCCUAUCUUCCCUUGGCCGAAUAUUAUCGACGCCAUUGUGCACGUAAAGACGCGAUUCGCUGGUACAAGCAUGCUGUGGAUGAUGCAUCCACCGAGACUGAGAUUGUUGCACUGGCCCAAUUUCGUCUGGGCGAGCUGUUUGCACAAAGCAAUCAAGAAGGAAGCCUGGCGUGGUUUGAAAAGAGCGCUCAAAAUGGAAACAGAUAUGGUCAAUACAUCACGGGUAUCCAUUAUCAACAUGGCAUGGAUGGCGCAACCAAGAAUUUGGAACUUGCCAAGCAUUACUUUUUAAUGAGUGCCGAGCAAGAUUAUGCCGAAGCACAAGCCGCUUUGGGCAUAUUAUUGGUAUCUCAAAAUCAUCAUGAUCAAGGAAAGCAAUGGCUAGAUCGAGCAGCUACCAAGCAACAUGGGCGGGCACUAUUGCAGCUGGGAAGCAUGUACGAAAACGGCCAUGGCGUUCUAUCUGAUGCUACACAAGCAAUGGCGUACUACACCAAAGCAGCCACAGAGGGCGAUCAUCCUGUUGCACAAUACUUGGUUGGUCUCCAUUACCGUUUUGGUACACUUGGUGUUCCCAAGGAUUACGCCCAAGCAUCCCAAUUCUUGUCACGUUCUGCAAAUGCAGGUUAUGCGCCGGCUCAGCGUGUGCUUGGUCUUAUGCUUGCCCAGGGGUUGACUUGCUCAACAACAACAUCAUCAUCAUCAUGUGAAAUCGAAGAUGAAGAUAAUCGUCAACGUGCUGCUCUUGCAUGGUUUCGUCGUGCUGCUUCACAAGGAGAUGUACGAUCAUUGUGCCUUGUUGGUACUUGCUAUGAACGAGGUACAGGCGUAUCCACCGAUUAUGACAAGGCGUACGAAUAUUAUCAUCGAGCUGCACGAAUCAAUGGUCCAUUCCAAGCUGCUGCACAAUAUGUCACGGGUCAACUAUUGUUAUUACGCAUGCACCGUCAAAGAGAUGCUUACGAAUGGUUCAAGCGUGCUUCUUCAUCAUCAUCCAACGCUGCUGCUGCUGCUGCUGCUGAUAAUGAAUCCGAGGAUCCUGCACAAGUGGCUAUCAAAAAGGCACGCGUCAUGGUGGCACGAUUCCACUUGCAUGGCUGGGCUCACGUGCCCAAAGAUAUGAAGUUGGCUUUUGAUCUCUUGCAACAAUCGCUUCCUCAGCCGUCAGCACAUUAUUGGCUUGGUGCGUGUUAUGAAGAAGGCAUUCCCACCGUAUGCAAUCCCGAUCCCAUUCGUGCAUUCCACCAUUAUCAAAAGGCUGCUGAAGGUGGUGAGACCGAUGGCGAAUUCCAAGUUGCCCUGAUGCUUGCUAAUGGCCAAGGGGUUCCCAAUCGAGAUCGACGCGCUGCAUUCCCAUGGUAUGAAAAGGCCGCUGCCAAAGGACAUCGCAUUGCACUCUACAGCUUGGGCUUGUACUAUGCCAAAGGACUUGAAGGUGUCAGCAAACCAGAUGCCUAUCGAGCAAGACAAUGCUUUGAACGUGCAGCACGCAAGGGUUAUGUACCAGCCAUGACAUCGCUUGCUAUCUUGUGUCGUGCCAUGCAAAACCAUGAAUCCAUGUUACAUUGGUAUCACGAAGCUGCCGGAUUAGGCGAUGCCGUAGCACAACGCGACCUUGGUAUGCUUCAUGCUGCAGGACUUGGUGUUCCUCAAGAUUACGCGAUUGCAUUCAAAUGGCUAUACAAGGCUGCUGAACAAAAAGAACCCAAGGCUACUCUAUUGCUUGCAAGUUAUUAUCAGAAUGGAUGGGCUGUCCCUGUCGACUUGGAGAAGGCUCUUACUUUGUACCAGCAGGCUGGCCAGCUAGGUGCAACAACUGCAUGGUAUGCAAUGGCAUUACUCUACCAAUCCAUCGGCAACUAUGAUCAAGCCUUUUUGAAUUACAAGCGUGCAUCAAAUGAUCAGCAACUCGCCAUGACGACUGCAGGAAAGAAUGCCAAGUUGAUGCUUGCAAGAUACAUUCUUGGUUAUUACCUUGUGGAUAAUGCGCCUGUAUCCAUCACCGAUAUGGAUGGUCUCACUGCUACCAAUGGAUUCCAAAUCUUGUUUGAUCUCGCCAACAGUGGUGAAUUCCCUUCAGCUUAUUUCUGGCUUGGCAUGUGCUAUCACCAAGGCAAUGGUGUGAAGGAAGAUCAACAAGAAGCGUUUGAAUGGUUCUUCCUUGCUGCUGAUAAGGCCAAGACGAGCGAUGCCAUGAUGCGCGUGGGAAUGAUGUACGAACAAGGCCUUGGUGUUGAAAAAGACGAGCUCUCUGCAUUUGAGUAUUAUCUCAAGUGUGCUGAACAAGAUCAUCCUGAAGGUCAAUACAAGGUUGGCUUAGCUUAUUGGCGUGGUCUAUUCCAUGUGGAAAUGAAUCUUGGUGAAGCCGUUGUUUGGUUUACCCGAUCAGCAUCCUCCUCUUCUGGUUGUUGUCCUUUGAGUAUUUGGGCGCUUGGUCAAAUGGCGUUUGAGAAUGGUGACCGGGACGUAGCAGUGGCGUGGUGGCGCAAAUCCAUUCGACUUGGCCAUGUUCCAUCUAUGCGUGCACUAGCUGGUCUUUUGCUUGAACAACCCACUGAUAAGACCAACGCUAUCACUACCGACAUGGAGGAAAAUGAAGACGAAGAAGCGAUUGGACUCCUUACGAGCGCUGUUGAAUCGGGUGAUGCUGAUGCUCUUGUUAUGCUUGGACGAUAUCACGAAGAACGUGUCAAGUUGUUGCUACAGCAACAGCAUCAACGCAUGUUACAAGACGCCUUCAUUGAUGAGGAACAAGCCGAGCAAUUAUUGGAAAAGAUCGAUCGCGAACGAAAUGCAUCGAUUCGUUGUUUUGAACAAGCAGCAUCCAUGGGGCAUGUGGAAGCAAUGUUCCUUGCAGCACAGUCGUGGCACUCACAGCAACAAUUCGCAGCAGCACUUGAGUUUUAUACUAUGGCAGCCAAACAUGGCCAUAUGCUUUCCAAGGUCAUGUGUGCACGCUAUCGUAUUGCCGGACAUGGUGGAUUACAACCUGAUCCUGAAAAGGCAUACAAGGAAUUGCUUAUUUGUGCUGAAGAGCACCAAUGUGUUGAUGCAUUUAACACGCUUGCCCAGUGUCACGAACUUGGUAUUGGAACAGCUCAAGAUGAUCGAUUCGCACUUCAAUGGUACUUGAGAUCGGCUGAAGCUACCCAAGAUGCCGAAGCUAUGUUCAGGAUUGGUCGUAUGCAUGCUCAAGGACGCGUUCUUGCCAAGCAACUUGAUAAUGAACAAGACGAUGGACAUCAUCCCGACUUUGAAGCAUUCCAAUGGUUCCAAUUUGCAUGUGAAGCCAAGAAUCACCCACGCGCCCAUUAUCACCUUGGAUUAUAUCAUCUCCAUGGCAUUGUUCUCGAAUCCACAUCCUCAACACCCCGUAUCCUUGUCCCUGUUGAUCACGUGCUUGCAUGCCAUCAUCUAGAACAAGCUGCUGUACAAGACGAUUGUGAUGCAAUGGUAGAGCUUGGUCAACUUCUCAUGUCAUCUGAAGAACCUACACAUGCCAAUGCAGGUCUCGCAUGGUUGGAAAGAGCAGCACAACUUGGAUCCACGAUUGCACAAUGCGAGCUUGGCAAGUUGUAUCAUACGGGUACCAGCAAUGCCACCACGACGAUUGAGCAAAAUCAUGAAAAGGCCUAUGACUACUUUUGCCGUGCGGCACAACAAGACAAUGAACCCACAGCCAUUCUUUUCCUCGGGUCGUACUAUGAACAUGGUAUUCAUGUUGCCGCCAAUGUGGAAGAAGCAAGACGAUGCUAUACAUGGGCCCUUGAACAACAACCUGGAUGGUGGCUCGCCGAACUUGCUUUAGCCAAGUUGCUACACGCCAAUAGCCAAUCACAAUCUGAAGCAUAUGCAUUAUUCCAAGCAGCACAUGAACACGCACCACCUCAUGCUCAAACAUCAGCUACCCUCAUGGUCGCCCUCUACGAGCUAUAUGGAUGGGCUGGUGUACCGGCUAAUCCCACACAAGCAGCAGCUACUCUGAUAGAGUUGGCCGAGUCAGGUGAACCACGCGCCUUUUUCCAUGUUGCCCAAUGCUAUGAUCAAGGCAGAGGGGUCCAAGCAGAUCGUGGCAAAGCUUUCGAUUGGUAUAUGCGUGCUGUUGAAGCACAUUUACAACACGAUGAUGAUCUUCAAGACGACUACCAAGAACAAGAAAUUGCUGAUGCUGCUUUUCGUCUCGCCGAGUUUUAUCAACAUGGAUGGGGCGUUCCUGUGGAUCAACAUAGAGCCAACGAACUAUAUUGCAUAGCUGCCGAGCAUGGCAACAAGAAGCUGCUCAACUAA
This is a messenger RNA of Lichtheimia ornata, 5073 nucleotides long. RefSeq lists its product as uncharacterized. Bases 1 to 5073 code for a protein of 1690 amino acids. Gene Ontology annotation, molecular function: protein binding. NCBI's taxonomy places the organism in Eukaryota, Fungi, Mucoromycota, Mucoromycetes, Mucorales, Lichtheimiaceae. The record is from RefSeq and is a predicted model, not a curated record. The transcript is spliced from 7 exons.